AAGGUGGCUUCUGAGGCUCAGUCUUCUCAGCGACGCGGCACUGGGUUGUCCUCUGGACCUUUCCAGUUGCGUUCUGGGGGCUGGUGACUUGGCCUAGAAUGACUUCGGGCUCGGGGGAGCGCGGCACCCUGUGCACGCUGGAGUUCGCCGUGCAGAUGACCUGUCAGAGCUGCGUGGACGCGGUGCUCAAGUCCCUACAAGGGGUGACAGGUAUCCAGGAUGUAGAGGUGCAGUUGGAGAAUCAAAUGGUCUUAGUGCAGACCACUCUGCCUAGCCAGGAGGUGCAGGCACUCCUGGAAGGCACGGGGCGGCAGGCUGUACUCAAGGGCAUGGGCAGCAGCCAAUUGCAGAAUCUGGGGGCAGCAGUGGCCAUUCUGGGGGGCCUUGGCCCUGUGCAGGGGGUGGUACGUUUCCUACAGCUGAGCCCUGAGCGGUGCCUCAUCGAGGGAACCAUUGACGGCUUGCAGCCUGGCUUGCAUGGGCUCCAUGUCCAUCAAUAUGGGGACCUCACAAAGGAUUGCAGCAGCUGUGGGGACCACUUCAACCCUGAUGGAACGUCUCAUGGGGGCCCUCAGGACUCUGACCGGCACCGUGGAGACCUGGGCAAUGUCCAUGCUGAUGCUGAUGGCCAAGCCAUCUUCCGGAUAGAGGAUGAGCAGCUGAAGGUGUGGGAUGUGAUUGGCCGUAGCCUGGUUAUCGAUGAGAAAGAAGAUGACCUGGGCCGGGGAGGCCAUCCCUUAUCCAAGAUCACAGGGAACUCUGGGGAGAGAUUGGCUUGUGGCAUCAUCGCACGCUCUGCUGGCCUUUUCCAGAACCCCAAACAGAUCUGCUCCUGUGAUGGUCUCACUAUCUGGGAGGAGCGAGGCCGGCCCGUUGCUGGUGAGGGCCGGAAGAACUCGGUCCAGCCCCCUGCCCACCUCUGAGCAGAGCUUCAUCUUAGAUCUGUUCUUCCUCCCAGCUGAAUGCCUUCUUCCUCACUUGCCCAGGCCUACAACAACUAGGUGCAACAGUGGCUGUGAUGAUGCCUUGGCAAACUAAACUUUUAUUUUCAUAAAGAACUUUGUGUUGUGUUUGUGUCUCUGUGUCCCUUAAUGGGCUUGGUGAACAUAUGGGCUCUCUGUCUCUGUCCUCAUCAAGGGUAACCCCUUUGCCCUUAGGAGCAAAACAAAGUCAUAUUCAAAUCCAUACAUACCCCAGGGGACUUGCUUCCUCCUUGAUGUCAUAAUGUGGGGUCACAGCAGUGAUACUUCUGUAUAUGGCCUCCUCUUCCCCUUCACUAUGUCUGAUUGGAACCAAAUGGAUUUCAACCUGUACUGAACUCUGCUUUCCCCAAAGAAUCAGAGUGGACCCAGCUGUGGUUGGACCCAUACCAUGGGAUUAUGGGAACUUUACUUCCUCCUGUCUUAUCAUGUGAAUAUCAGGAAAAGCCAAUCUGCAAAGGAGGAGGAAUGAGGCAGAUGCCCUGAGAGAACCUAAAAGUUGCUAGAAAACCAGGCAUGGUGGAUCAUACCUGUAAUCCCAGUACUUGGAAAGCCGAGGUAAGAGAAUUACU
Messenger RNA from Fukomys damarensis (Damara mole-rat), 1552 nucleotides. RefSeq names its product copper chaperone for superoxide dismutase (gene Ccs). Gene Ontology annotation, molecular function: copper ion binding. NCBI's taxonomy places the organism in Eukaryota, Metazoa, Chordata, Mammalia, Rodentia, Bathyergidae. The coding region runs from base 99 to 923 and encodes 274 amino acids. Gene Ontology annotation, biological process: removal of superoxide radicals. The record is from RefSeq and is a predicted model, not a curated record. The transcript is spliced from 8 exons.